AUGAACCCAGCGAAUGAACCUGCCCGGAGCCUACGGGAGAGCCAGAAGCAGGCCCAGGAGGGAGUAAAGCCCAAGCCCCUAGCGCAGCAGCCGGCCUCGGAGCCCAUGGGAGGGAAGAUGGAGCCAGUAGUAGAGUCUGUGUUCUCUCUUCUCCAGGAGGCUAUGAAAAGUGAUACUGCAGGAUAUCCAGGGGACCACAGUUUGAGUGACAAUGUGGAAGAUGGAGGCAUCCCAGGGAACCUCAAGCAAGAUGCACUGCCUCAGCUACCUGAAGCCCACAGCCCAGACUUGGGGGCAGCCUGUAACAAACCCCCUCACCAAAAUAGAGGCUCCAAGGAACUCGCCCUCUUCACUGACGGUCAGAAACCGCAUGCAGAAGAGAAACCCUACAAGUGUCCAGAAUGCGGGAAGGGCUUUAAGGGAAACUCCAGGCUCCUGAACCACUUGCAAACCCACACAAAUGAAAAAACGUUUGAGUGUGUAGAAUGUGGGAAGAGCUUUAGCAGGAAGGCCAACCUGGUGGUACACCAGAAAAUCCAUGCAGGGGAGAGGCCUUACAAGUGCAAGGAAUGUGAGAAAACCUUUAUCCGUACCUCAAACCUUAUUGCUCACUGCAAAACUCAUGUGAAAAAGAAAGAGUUUUCCUGCACCACGUGCGGGAAAAGCUUCAGUGGAAGCGCAGCUCUCUCCCAGCAUCAGAAAGUCCAUAUGGAUGGAAAGCCCUAUAGAUGUACUGAGUGUGGAAAUAGCUUCUCUCUGUAUGCAAACUUCAUCAAACAUCAACAGAUUCAUUUAAGAGAGACACCCAGUGAACACACAGCAGGUAACUGA
This is a messenger RNA of Mesitornis unicolor (brown roatelo), 831 nucleotides long. RefSeq names its product gastrula zinc finger protein XlCGF8.2DB-like. Lineage: Eukaryota; Metazoa; Chordata; Aves; Mesitornithiformes; Mesitornithidae. Bases 1 to 831 code for a protein of 276 amino acids. The record is from RefSeq and is a predicted model, not a curated record. Gene Ontology annotation, molecular function: DNA-binding transcription factor activity, RNA polymerase II-specific; RNA polymerase II cis-regulatory region sequence-specific DNA binding. Gene Ontology annotation, biological process: regulation of transcription by RNA polymerase II. The transcript is spliced from 4 exons.